This is a messenger RNA of Silurus meridionalis, 3407 nucleotides long. RefSeq names its product cilia and flagella associated protein 70 (gene cfap70). Bases 148 to 3324 code for a protein of 1058 amino acids. Gene Ontology annotation, cellular component: extracellular exosome; motile cilium. Gene Ontology annotation, molecular function: protein binding. NCBI's taxonomy places the organism in Eukaryota, Metazoa, Chordata, Actinopteri, Siluriformes, Siluridae. The transcript has 26 exons. The record is from RefSeq and is a predicted model, not a curated record. Gene Ontology annotation, biological process: cilium assembly; cilium movement.
AAGAGUAGUCCGGACAGAAUAAGGUGCAACACCGCCCGCUCUUCUAACGCAGACGAGAGUCGGACAUUUUGCGAGAGUACACCACGUUACUAUGGCAACGCCAAGACGCAUUGACAGACGGCUGCCGUGUGUGUUCAGUUUCAGCUGAUGUUCAACAUGGAUGAAGAAGCGUCCGGUGUAUCAGUGCAGAUAAUUGUGCUGCAAGGAGAAAAUCUGAGAGGUCAUAAAGGCCGGCCGUUUGUCAGCUUUGUGCGUGUUGAAUUUAACGGCGCACUGUUGGGAGACUCACAGAGGCUCCAUGGGUCUGCGGAGGAGACUCUGAACUACAACUUCACCUGUGGAUUUGAAUGCUCAGGAACGAGCCACACCAUGGAUGAUCUAGCACAUAAACCUGUCAUAUUAACACUGAUUGAGAUCCUCCCGAAAGAAGAUAAACAAAAAGAGGAGAAGACUUCUGUUUUAGGCCAGGCUGUUGUGGACCUGCUCCCUCUGUUGCAAGGGCAGUGUAGUUUCACCUCCACUGUGGUGCUUCACCCUACACAUGGAUCUCUGAAUGAGACUGUCUCACAGGACAGCGGAAUUAAGUCAACACUGGAAGUGACAGUCAGUGUACCAGAGCCGUUGCUCUCAGACACCAAGGUGGCUGAGACUAAUCUGCUCAGCGUCACAGUGGAGACGGCCUACUCUGUGCCUGAGGUUUGGAAUGCUUCUGCUGGGCCUCACCACAGUUAUGUAGCAGCACUGCAAGUCCCCCUAACAUCAAACAAGGAAGAGCAGAUGUUGUUAUUCUCAAAUGGCAUAUUAAAAAUGGGUGGUGAAAGAGAGCCAGUGCCUAGGAGAAAAAAAUGGCCCCUUUGUUCUUUCCUCGCCCCUGAUGCCCAGUUCAUCCCAGGUAUCUUCAUCAAUGACGAGGCUGUUAAUUCAGAGCAUAGUGACCUGAAUUCUUCUGAGGAUGAGGUAUUCCGAGCUGAAGCUGAGAGUAAAAGAAAAAGAGUGAGCUGGGAUACAACACGCCGCUGUUUAAUAGAUGCGGGUGGAGUUACAUGUCUGUCCCACAGGAUUGCUGAAUGCAGGCUAUGGCCAGUGGAAGUGAUUAGAUGUACACAGUUUGAAGCUUGCAAAGCAGGACGUGGAAAAGCAGGCAAAGAAAAACCUGUACGGAAUGAUCAACUGGAGGAUGAGAUUCAACUUUCUUUCCAUGGAGUGGCUUAUGUUGACUUUUCACCUUUGCUGUACCCUGGUGUCAGGCGUAUACGUGGAGCAUACAGAAUACACCCAUUUUCUGACUCUGACCUCCUCAUGAAGACUAAUAGGCAGGCGAGUGUGGUGAGCGAGAACAUGAAGACUCAGUUAGCAGAGGCUCUUCUUCGUCCAACUUCUUCUUUAUCCUCCGGGAAGGCAGCACCCAGCAAAGCGUCAGGAGGCAAAGAUAGCAAAGAUGAAAUGAAAAAGGGAAAACCAGCCCAGGCAGAGAGUGGGAUGGACUUUGAUGGACAGCAGGUGAAUGCAGAUUCUCAGAUGUAUGCAGAUUCAAGAUCAUACAUUAUUAUUGAAAUUGCUUUGGAAAAACCACUGGUUGCAAAACGGCAGCGAGAAGAGCUAGCAAAAAGAGUGAGGGAGAUGAUUUCUCCAAGGCCUUCACGACCCAGACAUUCAGCAGGAGCAGAGAGAGCAUUGCAGGAAUACCAGGCACAGAUAAUGAAUGUAACAGCGCAGGUGUUGCAGCAGUAUGAACAGAUGUUUGGAGAUGCAUUUGUUCCUGGGGCUAAACCUCUGGACCUUGCCACCCAAAAGCAGCGCAAAACUCAGUUGUUUGGAGAGCUGAACUGCUCUGGGAAAUACUUCGCCUUUAAGGAACAAAUUAAAUACUCAGUGGUGCGGAUUGUGCGUGAGAAGAUGCUGAGGACUGAAGCCUUCACCAACCCUGAACAGCUGCAGGCUUUCCUGAGCCAACUCUAUGUCUUCCUGGUGGAUGAGAUGCAUAUUGCACUUAAUAAGACCUUAUCAGCAGAAGAACGAGAAUUCCAGGCUCAGCCCCUGCUGGACUGCAGUCAGCUCAGGCACUUUGCCAAAGAAGCCCAGUUAAAUGAGGAUUAUCAACUAGCUGCCCGCUAUUACCAAGAGCAGCUAGCUCAAGAUCGCACCAAUCCGACCCACUGGUUUGAUUAUGGAGUGCUUUACAUGGUUACUGCCGAUUAUAUGAAGGCUGAGGAGUGUUUCCGUCUGGCAGUGUCUGUUGACCAAGAGCACAUAUCUAGCUUACUUAUGUGUGGGAUUCUGUCAGAAAUGAACAAUCGUUAUGAAGAAGCAGAGACCUUUUUUGAGAGGGCCACUUGUUUAAAAUCCAACUCCGUGGUCACCUGGACUUUAUUUGGCUUGUUUCACUUGUCCCAGGAGAACUUUUUCCAAGCAGAAAUGGCGUUCAUAGAAGCGACUAAGCAGCUGAGAGCAGCACUGGUCUGUAACAACCAGGAACAGAGGUCAGAGAGUGUGUGUGACACUGCAAACAAACCAGCCAUGGAAGAAACUGAGGAUGAGACAGAAGGACGGGAAAUUAGAGCGGAAGAAGGUGACGAAACAGGAGCUGAUCCUGUACAAAGCCUUCCACAAGACCAUCAGUCUCCUUCUAAAGUUGGCAACACUAUUUACAUGGAGACAGUGAAGUUUUUACUACAGUGUCAUGCAUUACAGAUGGCUCAGAGGGCUUUGGCUCAGGAGUUGUUGUGUCCAGAUGGAGGACCCAGUAGCUCAUAUCAUUUGGCUGUGGCUCAAGUCCAGCUGUUGAGAGGAGAGUACAGCAGUGCUGAGGCGAGUCUGCAGCAGGCCCUUCAUUAUAAUUUUCAGAACCCCGAUGUAUGGGCUCUUUUUGGUCACAUGUACUACAUGAUAAAGGAUUUCAAUCAAGCUCAAAAGUCUUAUGAGAGAACACUGGACUUUGUGACAGAGCCUUCAGACAUACAUCUUGUUUAUCUGCGUCUGGGCUUUAUCUACUUACAGAAAGGGCAGUAUGAUAAAGCAAAAUCUACAUACAUGCAUGCGUGCAAAACUUCUCCCUCCUAUCUCACCUGGCUUGGGCUGGGGAUUGCCUGCUACAGGUUGAGCGAGUUAACUGAGGCUGAGGAUGCUCUGACUGAAGCUAACGCCAUUAAUAACAGGAACCCUGAAGUCUGGGGUUACCUGUCACUGAUUUGUUUACAGACUGGAAGGAAACUUGAAGCAGAGCAGUCAUACAAGUACGCUGUGAAGUUCAAUGCAUCAGAGGCACUGCUGCAGGAGAUUACAGAUGCACAGACAAGUGUUGGAUUUGGAAAUCCAUGUUUUUGAUAGCACCUGUACAAUGUUCAACUCUAUAAACUUUUAAAACAGUUUAAAAAAGAACAUUAAAUUAAACAUCUUUAAAUAGUCAA